AUGUUCGGUGUACUUCCGGUGCGAUGGGUCGCGCGCCUCAAACAUGGAGGUGUCGCCAACCAGUUCGUUAUGGCUACUAUGGUCACAAUCCCAGCUUUAAACUUCGGUAUGCUGAUGGGCUGGCAGUCUCCAAUGACUCCAAUCCUGCAGUCACCAUCAGGACCAGCCCCAGAGCCAAUAAGCGACGAAACCAUAUCGUGGAUGGCAGCUAUUACAUUUAUGCCCCCUAUCUUCUGCGGUUUCAUGGUCGGAGACCUUGCUGACCGAUGGGGCAGGAAGAUCACUACUCUUCUGACUGCGUUAAUGCUUGUGUUAAGUUGGACCAUCACCCUAUUCUCCCUCCGUCCAUGGGCGCUCAUCAGCUCGCGAGCAGUGGCCGGACUCGCGUGCGCAGGCUGUUACGUCGUCAUACCGUUAUAUUUGAAAGAGAUAGCAUCAGACAACAUCCGAGGUGCUUUAGGCUCCUUAUUCAUCCUAUCACAGAACCUGGGCUACCUCGUGGUCUACGUGGCAGGAGAUCUCCUGUCAUUUGACGCAGUAUUAUGGCUCUGCACUGCCGUACCAGCUAUCUUCCUUGUCGCCUUCAUUGCAAUGCCUGAAACUCCUGUGUUCCUGGUCAAACAAGGGAAGAUUAAGGAAGCUCGUGCAGCACUGGCCUGGCUUCGGAACACUACAACAGACGACAAGGACUUGGAGGAAGCUAUACAGCAGCUGGAGAGGGAGGAGGAGUACGCUAGAAGUAUGAAGAAAGCCACCUGGAAGAGUAUAGUCAAAGACAAGACGACAUUCAAGGCGUUUCGCAUUUCCCUCAACGUGAUGCUGUCCCAGGAAACCUGUGGUUACCUGGUGGUGCUCAUGUAUGCUGGCUCCAUCUUUGAGCAGGCUUCGGAGUCCAUCAGCCUGAAACUGAGCCCCAAUAAGCAAACUAUCGUUGUGGGGGUUAUCCAGUUACUGGGAAGUAUCGUCGCUAGCUGUAUUGUGGAGCAGACUGGGCGAAAGUGGCUUCUAGCAGGCACCUCCUUAGCAACAGGGCUAUCAAUGCUGGCAUUAGGAGCCUGGUUCUACAUCACAUCCAUGAACAUCUGGCUGCCUGGCUGGCUGCCAGUCCUCGCUAUGUGUCUCUGCAUCUUCGCUGAUGCUGCAGGGUACCAACCAGUGCCUUACGUGAUUACUUCUGAACUGUUCUCUUUCCAGCACCGAGGCAUGGUGACAUCCUUCGUCAGCUCCGUGGAUGCUCUCAGCGACUUUCUCCAAACAAAAGCCUACGACCCGCUCCUUAAACUCCUGGGAAUCCAUUGGGUCUUCAUCAUGUUCUCCAUAGUUUGCUUCCUGGGAACUUUCUAUACAGUCAUGUGGGUUCCAGAAACUAAAGACAAGACUGUAGAAGAAAUAUACGCACUCUUAGAAGACAGCAGAAAGAAAGAGAAGAGGAAAGGGAUGAAAAUAAUAAUGAAAGAGAUGGAAGAUCUGGAGUGUGGGAAAGAGAUGAGUAGAUUAUAA
Spodoptera littoralis (African cotton leafworm) is the source of this 1500-nucleotide messenger RNA. Lineage: Eukaryota; Metazoa; Arthropoda; Insecta; Lepidoptera; Noctuidae. The record is from the annotation of a GenBank genome assembly.